Messenger RNA from Misgurnus anguillicaudatus (oriental weatherfish), 1960 nucleotides. RefSeq names its product coenzyme Q8A, genome duplicate b (gene coq8ab). The record is from RefSeq and is a predicted model, not a curated record. Gene Ontology annotation, biological process: ubiquinone biosynthetic process. Lineage: Eukaryota; Metazoa; Chordata; Actinopteri; Cypriniformes; Cobitidae.
UGUCAUAGGCUGAUCAGUCUGCGCAGUGCGAAAUCUAACACAACUAGCCUGUCAAUCACAAUGUGUUCUUGAAAGCUGGUGAAGUUCAGACUCUUUUGAUUUUCAUAUCAGGACUUUAAUCUGCGCCGCAAAGGUGUCCAGGAUCAUUUUGCAUCAAGUUCUAUAGUCAAAAUGUCCGCUGAUAUGUUAAUGAUGAGGGGAAUCAAUCAGAUUAGAAAAUUGACACUUGGAGGAUGUCAAAGAGGAGUCGCUUUUAACACAUCUCACCUGACAGAACAUGACUGUGACAGAUGUCAUCAACAAAAUGCCUCCAGAUUUAUUGGCAUCAUGGAGUCUUGCUGUCACAAUGGAAGAGCGCCAGGCACUGUUGACAUCCUGAAGGACAAUGGAGAAGUCAACAUUUAUAGUCCUAGAUGUUUAUGGAGAUCUAGACACGGGCUAUUCAGAGAGCACCGUCCAGGACAACAGAUCUGUUUAUUUCAUCAAGACCACCGUUAUUAUAAUGAUCUGAAAAGAGAAGGUGUUGAGACAGCCAACGACACCAAACAGCCUGACACCAAGAAACAUAAGCAAACGUUAAGUGAGAGUGCCAGAGAGCGCAAGGUGCCGGUAACAAGACUGGGAAGGUUAGCGAACUUCGGAGGCUUGGCCGUUGGUCUGGGGAUUGGAGCCAUUGCUGAAGUAGCGAAGAAGAGUCUUAAAUACGAUGAUCAAACAGGACAGAAAAAAGCAAUUUUAGAUUCAAACCCGUUCAUAUCAGAAGCCAAUGCUGAGCGAAUCGUUCGGACUCUCUGUAAAGUACGAGGGGCGGCUCUGAAGCUCGGUCAAAUGCUCAGCAUCCAGGAUGACGCGUUCAUCAACCCUCAGCUUGCAAAAAUCUUUGACCGGGUUCGACAGAGCGCCGACUUCAUGCCCACCAAGCAAAUGAUGAAAACCGUAGUCACUGAUCUGGGGCCAAACUGGCAGGAUAAACUGGAAUACUUUGAGGAACGUCCAUUUGCGGCGGCUUCCAUAGGUCAGGUGCACCUGGCUCGGAUGAAGGACGGCAGAGAGGUGGCCAUGAAGAUUCAGUAUCCAGGAGUGGCCAAGAGUAUAAACAGCGAUGUAAACAACUUAAUGACAGUUCUUAGUUUAAGCAAUGCUUUACCUGAAGGUUUGUUUCCUGAACAUCUGAUCGAGGUUAUGAGCAGGGAAUUGGCUUUGGAAUGUGAUUAUGUACGAGAAGCCAAAUGUGCAAAGAAAUUCCAGGAGUUACUGAAGGGUCACCCGUAUUUCUAUGUGCCAAAUGUUGUGGAUGAGUUAAGUGGGCAACACGUCCUCACCACAGAGCUCGUGUCGGGUUUCCCUUUGGAUAAAGCCAAUGACCUGACUCGGGAACUGAAGAAUGAGAUCUGUGAGCAGAUAUUAAUCUUGUGCUUGCGUGAGCUCUUUGAGUUUCGAUACAUGCAGACGGAUCCAAACUGGUCCAAUUUCUUCUUUGACCCACAGACACACAAGGUUGCGCUGUUAGAUUUUGGAGCCACCAGAGGGUUUGAUGCAAGUUUCACAGAUGCCUAUAUUGAGAUUAUCAAGGCCGCUGCAGAUCGAAAUAGAGAGGGAGUUUUACGACGAUCAGUUGAGAUGAACUUUUUGACUGGAUAUGAGUCAAAGGCGAUGGAGAACGCCCAUGUGGAUGCGGUGAUGAUCCUCGGGGAGGCGUUCGCGUCAGAUGAGCCCUUCGACUUCGGUGCUCAAAGCACAACGGAGCGGAUCCACAGUUUGAUACCCGUGAUGUUGAAAGAGCGUCUGACUCCUCCGCCAGAGGAAACUUACUCACUGCACCGCAAGAUGGGCGGCUCGUUCCUCAUCUGCUCCCGACUGAAGGCCAAAAUAAGCUGUAAGAACAUGUUUCAGGAGGCGUACGCUAAAUACUGGAAAGAUCGACAUUAAGAAACUACUAAAUAAACCUCACAAACAUCUA